Molecule: messenger RNA, 1505 nt
Organism: Halichondria panicea
Lineage: Eukaryota; Metazoa; Porifera; Demospongiae; Suberitida; Halichondriidae
Exons: 1
Coding region: 199-1362 (387 amino acids)
Source: RefSeq, a predicted model, not a curated record
CCAUCAUCAGUAUUUGGAGUAGUGAUUUUGGGAGUUGGCCAGCGAGUUCGAGUCUAGGCGCCAGAUCAAUCCCUUUCGGAGUCCUCUAGCUCUGUCGAUCGACCGAUCUUGUUCUGAUCCUGGUGUGGUGUGGAAGGACAAGUGUUCUAUAUGAGCUAGCUAGCUCUAUUGCAUAUUGAUAAGCAGAAAAAGUGAAGAAUGGUGAAUCAACGCACUUUUAAGGUGGUGGUAUUGUUUGUUUUGCUUGGCAGUAUCGCAAUGCUAUCGUAUUUUCCAAGCAUACGCUUCACCUCGACCUCGGCAUUGGCAAGGCCGUAUAAUAUGCCUUUGACAAAACUCUCCACGGUGGUCACAGCUAAUAUUACUGAACACUCAAAGGAGGUGCCGACUGAGCAGGUCGAUGCUAUUGAAACAAAACCCUCUACGAUGGUCACAACUAAUGAUAUUGAGCACUCAAGGAAGGUACCGACUGAACAGGUCAAUGCUAUUGAAACAAACCUCUCCACGGUGGUUGCACCAACUCGCUUUAUCUAUCUAACACAAACAGAAAGCUGUAUUCCAACUUAUCUAAAGUCUCCUGAAGUGAUUGGUGACUCUGAAGCAUGUCAGUGUGAUGUCAUCAUCCUCAGUUACAAGACGAAGUGCGCUGACACGUCAUUGCCUCAUGUCCAAUACAUAUUCAAUUCUAGUAAAACCUGGACUACCGGAAGAAACUUACUUUACGAAACAGCCAAAGAAAGGAAAGAAAAGUACAUCCACUACAUUUUCAUGGACGACGAUGUUCAACUAAUACCAGUAGAUAAAAAGAGUAGACAGAAUCCAUUUAGGAUGUACGAGAAAUCUCUCAAGACCUUUCAACCCGCUGUAGUUAUCAUCCUUGAUUAUUCCGGGCGAUGUAAAUUCCCUAAAAAAAUUAUUUCCGAGCGAUCGAAUUGUGAAGUCACAGGAUACUUACAAAUAUAUAGAAUAGAUGGCCUCUUUAUUGCCUAUCACUAUCAAGCGAUAGACUACAUACUUCCAUACGUAUCAAAGUACGAUUCAGUGAGCUGGUGGUACUCACAAGAGUAUACAAACGUCAGGUUGAAUAUCCGGUUUAAUGGACAAGUAGUUACUGACCCUCGUUUUAGAACACCUAACGAUAAGCAUCGCGGUUACGUACGAAAGUAUCCUGGUCAGGAUGCCUUCAAUCUUUUUGUCGCUGACAUUCGAUCCGAAGAACCAGAAAAGUAUCGAAAUUCAGUUGAGCCUAUUUUACAGCAAUGGUUAACACUAAAUAUUACCUCAAAGUUUCUGUUGGGUCAACAAACAUGCAAACGUGAUCUCUCUGUACAUCCAUAUAGACCUUACGAGAAUCUGACUUAAAAUAUAAACUUGAUAAUUAUACCAAAACAAUACAUAAUUAUAUCAUAAUUAUACUGUGCAUUUUAUUUUUGCGUCACAUUCUUUUGCACGCGUACUACUUUGUGUACUUCUAUAUUAUUUAUGAACAUGAGAAUUAUUAAUUA